AUGACGUCAUACCUGUUCGCACGAUGCAUGUCGCGUCGAGUCGGUGACGUUAAGCGGGUUUCCUCUGUACAGGGACCGUUGGCCAGGGCAGCCGUGGAACCCCUAGCUCCGCUAAAUGCGGCGGAACCGGGAAAUCGUAGAUUGCACCACUCAGUGACGCCAGCGACUCCCGUAAACCCCUCCUCCUCCGCGUCGCGCCGUUUCUCAUGGUUCCUUCCUGCUCUCGUCGGCGCACUCGCAGGCGGAGCGACGGCGGUAGCUGCGAUUCAUUCGCCUCAUGCGCAAGCGCCCUCCCACCUUCCGCUCCCCGCUGGUCCGUUUUCCGCCAUCCCUUUCUACGGGUCGCGUGACUCCGCCCCCCCAUAUCCCACUCACUCUUCGGCGCGCGCAGGAUUUAUUCCGCGGCUGGUUCUCACCGCCGAUGCUUCCCCAUCGGCUUUCCCCUUCCCCGGCCCCGAGUCUCCGCCUCUGCCCGCGCCCUCCCCGCAUGGAUCCCUUCCCGCGCCGCGCAGCGUGGUUGAGGGGAUCAAACGGCUGCUCCCGGGGGAAGGGGAACCUGGGGGGAAGGCGGAGACGCAGGGGGACGGCAGCAAAGGGCUUAAGGAUGGGGAAGGAGAGUGGUCGAAGGAGGUUGAACGUGGGAAACAGGGGGGGAGUGGAGACGGGGGGAUGGCAGGACCGAAUCAAGGGGAGGCGGAAGCGAGGGAGAAGGGGGAUGCAGGUAGCAGUGGUGGGACGUGUGGGCGGAAUUGCAUGUCGCGACAUGCCAUUGCUGACGCGGCUGCAAGGGUGGCGCCCGCUGUGGUCAAUCUGACAGUCAGUGUGGGGCGGGGCAUGUUCAGCGGGCAGGCGAUGGGGUCGGGGGCCAUAAUCCGUGCGGACGGGCUGAUUCUGACCAACGCGCACGUGGUGGCGGAGAUGGUCGACCCCUCCGCCUCCUCCCAGCCCUACUGGAGCUCCCGCGCCACCCUGCAGGUGACGCUGCAGGACGGGCGCACCUUUGAUGGCCACGUGCUCAGCUUUGACUCGCUCUCUGACAUCGCCCUCGUCAAGGUGUCAGCGCCCUCACCGCUGCCGGUGGUGAAGCUGGGUUCGUCCAAGGCACUGCGCCCGGGGGACUGGGUGGUGGCGCUGGGAUCGCCGCUGCACCUCUCCAACACUGUCACUGCCGGCAUCGUCAGUUGUGUGGAUCGCAAGGGCACGGAGCUGGGCCUGAGGGGAGGGCGCAUGGAUUACAUCCAGACAGAUGCGGCCAUCAACGCGGGCAACAGCGGAGGUCCGCUGGUGAAUCUGGACGGGGAGGUGGUGGGCAUCAACAACAUGAAGGCGCUGGCGGCUGAUGGGGUCAGCUUCGCCAUCCCCAUCGACUCCGCCGUUCACAUCCUCGACCAGCUCUCCCGCUAUGGGAGAGUGGUGAGGCCAUUCGUGGGCAUCAAGAUGUUGGAGCUGAACGCGUCCAUUGCAGCACAGCUGAGGGACAGGGAUCCCUCCUUCCCCGCGGUCGAUGCCGGCCUCCUCGUCCCCCAGGUGAUUCCCGGCUCGCCUGCAGCCAGGGGUGGGCUGCAGCCGGGUGAUGUGAUAGUGGAGUUUGCCGGGCAGCCAGUGACGUCCUCCCGCCAUGUGCUGGACUUGCUGGGAGAUAAGGUGGGCGUGAAGGUGCCCCUCGUCGUCAAGAGAGCCAACGGGAAGACAGUCACACUCACUAUUGUCACAGAAGAGGCCACACCUGACAUGUGA
This is a messenger RNA of Closterium sp. Yama58-4, 1737 nucleotides long. Lineage: Eukaryota; Viridiplantae; Streptophyta; Zygnematophyceae; Desmidiales; Closteriaceae. The record is from the annotation of a GenBank genome assembly.